Messenger RNA from Solea senegalensis (Senegalese sole), 4503 nucleotides. RefSeq names its product ELOVL fatty acid elongase 5 (gene elovl5). The record is from RefSeq and is a predicted model, not a curated record. Gene Ontology annotation, biological process: very long-chain fatty acid biosynthetic process; fatty acid elongation, saturated fatty acid; fatty acid elongation, polyunsaturated fatty acid. Gene Ontology annotation, cellular component: endoplasmic reticulum membrane; endoplasmic reticulum. Bases 73 to 939 code for a protein of 288 amino acids. NCBI's taxonomy places the organism in Eukaryota, Metazoa, Chordata, Actinopteri, Pleuronectiformes, Soleidae. The transcript is spliced from 8 exons. Gene Ontology annotation, molecular function: fatty acid elongase activity.
UGCACCGUCUACAUCUGUGUGUGUCUGCGCGCGUCUGUAUGUGUGUGUAACGGCUGAACUUAAUGGUAACAAAUGGAGGCCUUCAAUCAUAAACUGAACACUCACAUAGACUCAUGGCUGGGCCCCAGAGAUCAGCGGGUGAGGGGAUGGCUGCUGUUGGACGACUACCCACCAACCUUUGCACUCACAGUCAUGUACCUUCUGAUUGUGUGGAUGGGGCCCAAGUACAUGCAGCACAGGCAGCCGUACUCCUGCAGAGGCCUUCUGGUGCUCUACAAUCUGGGCCUCACGCUCUUGUCUUUCUACAUGUUCUAUGAGCUUGUUAGUGCUGUGUGGCACGGUGGCUACAACUUCUACUGUCAGGACAUUCACAGUGCGCCUGAAGUGGAUAAGAAGGUGAUAAAGGUCCUGUGGUGGUACUACUUCUCCAAAGUCAUCGAGUUCAUGGACACGUUUUUCUUCAUUCUACGAAAGAACAAUCAUCAGAUUACGUUUCUUCACAUUUACCACCACGCGAGCAUGCUGAACAUCUGGUGGUUCGUCAUGAACUGGAUACCCUGCGGCCACUCGUACUUUGGUGCCUCCAUAAACAGCUUUGUACACGUGGUGAUGUAUUCUUACUACGGCCUCUCUGCCAUCCCAGCUGUGCGGCCGUACCUCUGGUGGAAGAGAUACAUCACACAGUUACAGCUGAUCCAGUUCUUUUUAACCGUCUUCCACACAAUGUCCGCAGUCAUAUGGCCGUGCGGCUUCCCCAUGCGAUGGCUGUACUUCCAAAUAAGUUAUAUGGUUACCCUCAUCAUCCUUUUUGCAAACUUCUACAUUCAGACGUACAAGAAGCGCAGUGGUUCUCAACAGAAGGGUUCUCCUGCACAUGGACAUACAAAUGGAACACCAUCCAUGGAGCACAGUGCACACAAGAAACUAAGGGUGGAUUGACCUUUGAGGAAGUAUCACCCAAACUCUCACUGUAGUGUAUUAGCUAAUGCUGCUAGAAGGUAUAUGUAUUUUCUUAAUUAAAAUAGCGUUGACUUGAGAUUAAAUAAGCCAUAGCUACAUAUACAUCCAGGGAUUUUUCAUGUUUUUGCACACUGCACAUGGUACAAUAAGGAAAAUAUUAUUAUAGUUCAAGGACAAGAGAAUUGUAUCAUCACUGGGUUUAAAUUUAAAUCCAUCCUCAGCUGAGUGAUUAAGUAUUUAUUCAUAAAACCGAGCCUAAAGGUGUCUGGUUUUAGUUUUUGAUUAAAAAAAAUAUGUGACUGUGAAGAUCUUAGUUGUGCAAAUUGAGGUUAAAUAUUGUGGAAAUACAAAAAAAAAAAAAAAAUUAACAAAACUCACCCUAGAUAUGCCAUUUGCAAAAUCACUGGCAUUAAUAGAAUUUGUAGGGUUGUUCAUUUGAUUAAGACCGCACUCGCUCUGCACCACAUCCUCUGCACUAAAGAAAGCACAAUAAAAAGUAAAUCAAUGUAACUGCUUUGGGGUCAAAUUUAAUAUAAAUGUUAGUUUUAAAAAUACACCAGAUUUGGAGGUUCUUUGUACAACUGACAGUGUUUUCUGAGAAAUUGGUAUUAAACAUGAAUUAUCACUCAUGAAACUGAAUGAAUGAAUUGAAUUCAAUCAACUCAGUCAUUGAAUUGGCGCCAUGUCUAAUAGUACUGUAGCGAUUCAGUGGUGACACCAAGUCCUUUUUAAAAAAUAAAUAAAUAAAUAAAAAAUAUGACUGAUACUGCACAAUAUUUACACCUCAACAAAAUAUGUGUUUUGCUACCAGCAAUAACACUCAGUUAUUCAAUGACACUCAGACGGUCCAAAGGUGACAGCUCCAGACAGUGAUUUGGACAGCAGAAGGUUCCAUUACAUUUGUUAAUGAAGAUAAAAGAACACAGUGGUUACUAUGGCCUUAUCUAACACUUUCCCUGUGCGGUGACAUGACACUGAAAUUUGCCCCUGUGUAAAACUGUAACGCAUAUUUAAUGCAGAUAUUAACAGCACAUGUUAAAAAUGCAGCAUCCAAGAUACAACGUUAAGUAAUAAGGUCGAGUAGUUUUUAGUAUCUAACUCUGACAUUAACCUUUUACCAAAAAGAAGAGUACUCAGUCAGUCAUCAUCUAACCGCUUUAUCCUCCACCAGAGGGUCGCGGGGGUGCUGUGCCAAUCUCAGCUACAUUGGGCGAUAGGCGGGGUACACCCUGGACAGUUCGCCAGUCCAUCGCAGGGCCACACACAGCUAAGAAGUGUACUCCUUUCACACUAUUGUAUCUAUUGCAGUCUGACCCAGUAAAUGCAAUUCAAACUUAAAUUCACCUGCUUUUUAGGUCUGUAGUGCAUAGGGUUGCCAAGUUUCUGAUAAGAAAAUAAGGAAUGCUAAUGUACCUGACAUAUUGCAAUUUACAUUACCCACACACACUACAAACUCACAGAUUAAAAUAUCCGGUUAAACUGUUUUACAAUAGUGUUUCUAUGUAUUUUUCUGUAUCAUUCUAUCAACCAAAAUGAGUUUAAAAAUGUAUAUUUAUACAUUUUUUCACCCGAGCAGUAUUCUCCUGGUGCCAUUUUACCUUUAUACCUUGCUGCGUCUCUGUUGCUACAUACACAGGACUCAAAGUGACCAAUUAAAAGUGCACAUUUUCUGUUUAAUGAAAUCAGGAGAAGGAUUGUAUUUGCCCAUCAGACUAAUCAGACUGUAAUUUUUCUGUCAUGGUUUUGCCGUGAUCAUAUUUGUUCAAUACGGCACACGUGUUACGGAACAAAUCCUUAUUUUACUGGAAUGGUGGCUGCCCUAGUAGUGCACCAUCAUCGGUAACCUUAGGUAUCAACUCUAUUAAGUCAAACUAAUUUAGUACUUCACAAUCACUAUUAUAUAUUCAUAUAAUAUAUAUAUAUGUAUAUUUUACUACUGUAUAGUUGAGAAUGAAUGCUAUCAACCCUAGAAACUGCAAUUAGGGAAAAUAUACUCCCCCCACUUAUUAGAUGCUCAUGUAUUUAAUAAGAAAAAUGUUGUCUUUAUCACAGUUAAAAGCUAUAGAACAGUAAACAAUAAGGUGCAUUCUGGACCAGUUGAUUUUGAAAAUUAUGAAGUCACACUUACUUAACACAAUAGUGAUGUUUAUCUCAGGUUAAAUAGGAAAUGCUCGUUGUUAGCGAAGAUAGCUCACCACUCACAAGUGGUUAGCUUAGCCUAGCAUUAUGAAACUGGGGGAAAGGUUAACCAAACGAUCACCCUCCUUUUCAUCUAACCUUUGUUGAGUGUCACUAGACAGACUGUUUCCCAUUAUUUUGUUAUUUUCAGUCUUUAUGCUAGUUAGCUCUGUGUACAUACUUUUUAAAUGUAAUAUCUUUCUUCUCAGCUAAAAAGAAAUGUUUUUUUUGUUAUCAUUCUCCCCCCAAGAAAACAUCAGUUUUCUCAAGUAAAAUCAGUAAAUCAUGAUAUUAGUGUAAUUGUAUAUUGGGCAAGAGUGUUGCAGUGUACACAGUUCCAGUCACCAAUGUCACAUUAGAUCAUGACAUAAUAUGGUAUAAAAAGAAAGCUACACAGACGUUGAAGUGUAAAUUAAACACUGCGUCACUCCACUGUGCUAAUUCAGUCUAAUGACACUCUACAGUAUGGCCUUAAAAACUGAGUUUCUCUCAGAUGACCUAUAUUCAUUGUCACUGCUUGUGUGGUAGGGCUACAACAAAUAUCCGAUAAAUCAAUUACUAGAUUAAUUGUCAAUUAUUUUAGUAAUCAGUGUUCUUUCAAUAAUUAAAACAAGCUUUCUGAUUUUUCAGCUUCUUAAAUGUGAAUGUUUUCUGGGGUCUUUGCUUCAUAUAACAAGGAAAUCAUUAAAAAUCAUGUUAACUGGACACUGAAUGGUCAUAGAAUGACUGCUAAUGGCUAGGGAAGAAUAGGUUUAUAGGAUAUUACUGUUAGAUAAAAAAAAAUAAAAAAUCUGAAUUCUGUUAAAUCAUUAAUUCCAUGACACAACAAAACAAACUAAUCCUGCUGGUAAAGCUUCAUUCUUUUAUGCACAUUCAGUAUUCUCAUUUUUAUCUAUUUAAAUGUGAUUACAUUUACUCUUUUUAUGCCAACAUGUUGAAUAAAAAUGUUAAACAUUGUUACCGUGAGCAUAUUAACAUGCCAAUGUUAGCACUGUAGCUGAAACCAGUGGCUGUAGACUUGUUAAUUAAAACUCUGAUAUUAUCAACAAACGUUGAAGAUCUGCGAGUGAUGCAAAAACAGACUCUUAUUGUGAACAUGAAUGAACAGUUAUUUGAAUAAAUAAAUAAAAUAACUUGAUCACACUGACGGUUUAAUUGUGAAUUACUAGACUGUAUCAAAUUACAAAUGUGAAUGUAUAUUUGGAGGAGGGGAUUAUUCUCAUUCAGCCCAUGACUCCUACUACUUUGCUUAUUUUCUCAGGUAAUACCAUGUCAGCUGUUAACAGUCUUAACAUGUAAUGUAAUGUUGAUUGCUAAAAGUUUCAAUAAAUGACAGUUUACUCCAGAAAUGUACUAACACUUUAA